Molecule: messenger RNA, 2386 nt
Organism: Trichechus manatus latirostris (Florida manatee)
Lineage: Eukaryota; Metazoa; Chordata; Mammalia; Sirenia; Trichechidae
Gene: CPT1B
Product: carnitine palmitoyltransferase 1B
Exons: 18
Coding region: 68-2386 (772 amino acids)
Biological process (GO): fatty acid metabolic process; long-chain fatty acid transport; carnitine metabolic process
Cellular component (GO): mitochondrion
Molecular function (GO): carnitine O-palmitoyltransferase activity
Source: RefSeq, a predicted model, not a curated record
GGCGGAGCCGGCCUGAGCCCGCCCAUGCACCCCCUGCCCCACGCCCAGGUGCCGGCGAACCCCCAGGAUGGCGGAAGCGCACCAGGCUGUGGCCUUCCAGUUCACGGUGACCCCUGACGGGGUCGACUUCCGGCUCAGUCGGGAGGCCCUGAAACACAUCUACCUGUCUGGCAUCAACUCCUGGAAGAAACGCCUGAUUCGGAUCAAGAAUGGCAUCCUCAGGGGCGUGUACCCUGGCAGCCCCACCAGCUGGCUGGUCGUCGUCAUGGCAACUGUGGGCUCCUCCUACUGCAACGUGGACAUUUCCAUGGGGCUAGUUAGUCGCAUCCAGAAAUGCAUCCCUCAUGGGUGCAGCCCCUACCAGACCCCGCAGACCAAGGCACUUCUCGGCAUGGCCAUUUUCUCCACGGGGGUCUGGGCCACCGGCAUCUUUUUCUUCCGCCAAACCCUGAAGCUGCUGCUUUCCUACCAUGGCUGGAUGUUUGAGAUGCAUGGCCAGACCAGCCGCGUCACCAGGAUCUGGGCUAUGUGUGUCCGCCUUUUGUCCAGCCGGCGGCCCAUGCUCUACAGUUUCCAGACAUCCUUGCCCACACUUCCUGUGCCCAGCGUGUCGGCCACAAUCCAGAGGUACCUGGAGUCUGUGAAGCCCUUGUUGGGUGACGAGGAAUACUACCGCAUGGAGACAUUGGCCAAGGAAUUCCAGAACAAGACUGCUCCUAGGUUGCAGAAGUACCUGGUGCUGAAGUCUUGGUGGGCAACCAACUACGUGAGUGACUGGUGGGAAGAGUACGUCUACUUGCGAGGCAGGGGUCCUCUCACGGUGAACAGCAACUAUUACGUGACGGACUUGGUGCUCCUCAGGCCCACGGAGGUGCAGGCCGCGCGCCUGGGGAACGUCGUCCACGCCAUGAUCUUAUAUCGUCGUAAGCUGGACAGGGAAGAGAUCAAGCCUGUGAUGGCGCUGGGCAUUGUGCCCAUGUGCUCCUACCAGAUGGAGAGAAUGUUCAACACCACCCGGAUCCCGGGCAAGGAGACAGACCUCCUGCAGCACUUAGGGGACAGCAGGCACGUGGCCGUCUACCACAAGGGCCGCUUCUUCAAGGUGUGGCUCUAUGAGGGCUCGCAGCUGCUCAAGCCCCGCGACCUGGAGAUGCAGUUCCAGAGGAUCCUGGAUGACCCCUCCCCACCACAGCCUGGGGAGGAGAAGCUGGCGGCCCUCACGGCCGGUGGGAGGGUGGAGUGGGCCGAGGCACGCCAGGCCUUCUUUAGCCACGGCAAGAACAAGGCCGCCUUGGACGCCAUUGAGCGGGCUGCCUUCUUUGUGGCCCUGGACGAAGAGUCCCACUGCUAUGACCCCGAGGAUGAGGCUAGCUUCAGCCUCUACGGCAAGGCACUCCUGCACGGCAACUGCUGUAACAGGUGGUUUGACAAGUCCUUCACUGUCAUCUCCUUCAAGAAUGGCCAGAUGGGCCUCAACGCAGAACACGCGUGGGCAGAUGCCCCCAUCAUAGGGCACCUGUGGGAGUUUGUACUGGCUACCGACACUUUAUACUUGGGCUACACGGAGACUGGGCACUGCCUGGGCAAAGCGAACCCCACGCUGACACCCCCUCAGCGGCUGCAGUGGAAUGUUCCAGAGCAGUGCCGGGUGGCCAUCGAACGCUCCUACCAGGUGGCCAAGGCCCUGGCAGACGACGUGGAGCUGUACUGCUUCCAGUUUCUGCCCUUUGGCAAAGGUCUCAUUAAGAAGUGCCGCACCAGCCCCGAUGCCUUUGUGCAGAUAGCCCUGCAGCUGGCGCACUUCCGGGACAGGGGCAAGUUUUGCCUGACCUACGAGGCCUCGAUGACCAGAAUGUUCCGGGAGGGACGGACCGAGACUGUGCGGUCCUGUACCUGCGAGUCCUCAGCCUUUGUGCGGGCCAUGGUGGAGGGCAACCACAUGAAAGCAGAUCUCCAAGAUCUCUUCCAGAAAGCAUCUAAGAAGCACCAGAACAUGUACCGCCUGGCCAUGACAGGGGCUGGGAUUGACAGGCACCUCUUCUGCCUCUACUUGGUUUCCAAGUAUCUGGGGGUCACGUCCCCUUUCCUGGCCGAGGUGCUGGAAGAACCCUGGCGCCUCUCUACCAGCCAGACCGCUCAAUUCCAGAUCCGCAUGUUUGACCCAGAGCAGUACCCCAGUCACCUUGCCGCUGGAGGUGGCUUUGGCCCGGUAGCGGACGAUGGCUACGGGGUGUCUUACAUGAUUGCGGGCGAGAACACCAUCUUCUUCCAUGUCUCCAGCAAGUUCUCAAGCUCAGAAACAAAUGCCCAGCGCUUCGGGAACCAUAUCCGCCAAGCCCUGAUGGACAUUGCAGAUCUUUUCCAAGUCCCCGAGGCUGCCCACUGA